Molecule: messenger RNA, 428 nt
Organism: Cylicocyclus nassatus
Lineage: Eukaryota; Metazoa; Nematoda; Chromadorea; Rhabditida; Strongylidae
Source: the annotation of a GenBank genome assembly
GCUGCUUCCAUCCCCCAUGAAGGUCUUAACGGAGUGGUAUGAGAAAAUCAAAAGAAAGUUGACUGUUGAGCACCGUAAGCCAUCAUUAAGUUCACAAGGCAGUGGAAGAUAUAGCAAGGAAGAUUUGAGGCUAAGAAUGAGAACAACGAGCAUUGUGGUGCUUCGACCUCGAGCUGAUACAGAGAUAAUUAUUGAGCGAAGGCGCUGCUCAAGAAAAUCAAGCUCAGCAUGUGCCAAAAAUAAGACCCAAAAAGAGGUGACUUGCCGAAACCGUGCGGAAUCCGCGCCGUUAGCGCCACUCGUACAGCGAACUACUCCAAACCAUCUCACUCUUGUAUCUACAGGUUCCAUGCUGGCUCCAAUAUAUCGAAGUCGAACGGCCACUAUAGGAAAAUCUACCAAUAUCGUUUAUGUUGGGUAAUUUUUAC